AUGGCAAACCCUAACCCAGACGAACCUCAUUACUGCCGUGAUUGUGGGCACACGGAGAGCUUGCACCCCGAGAACAAGCCAUCAACCGUCCGCGAUAUCAUCCAGUCAUACAAGCAGCCUUCCAAGAUGGGCUUGAAGCUUUCGCUCAAAGCCACAACUGAACAGGCCGUCCGGGAGACCAACAAGGGUCUAAAAGCAUCAUCCAAGCGUCCUGUGGAGAGUGACGAUGAUGAGGGUAAUGCCAGUAGAGCGAUGAAGGCUCCGAAGGGCCAGAAGAAGCCCAAGAACAUACCUCCGGAUUCAGAGAAGGCACUCGGGGAUAACAUGGCAGGCUUAGGGCGUAUUAUCCUCCUUCCCUUCGGUGUCCACAAGGUGCAAGGAAAGCCGGAAUUGACAAACACACGAGCACCCAAAGAAAAUACUUGGGAUGACUACGAGGAGUGGCAGCUGUCUCGCACGUAUGGCCUGGAUGGUGGACCGCUUGCAUUCAACAAGUCCUGGACAGCGGCUGAGAUUGACAGAUGGCUUCGGACGCUCUUCCCCAAGGCGUUCGAGUAUGUUGACAGCUCCACAAAGUCGAGCGGCUCAGCUCUCGGGUGGCAUUUGGCCCACUCGUUCCAUCGGAACCUCACACUAUACAGGAAGACCGUAGACGGCGAGGUGCUCGCGCAGCAUCGUACUCGGGAUGGCAAGAAGUGGAACACACGGGUUCUCUACAUUGCAUUGCAUAAAGCUAUUCCGUAUGAGAUAUAUUCGGAAUGGGGUGCAGAAACGACCAAGCAGGACGCUGAGGAGGAGGAGGUUGAGAUUGAGGAUUCUGACAAAGUCGAUGCCGAGGUUAAUGCAUUGGUGUCUGAUGGUCGUGCCUCCGAGUCGUCGGAUGAGAAGUCGCAAGGUGGCGAUCACGCUAGCGUGUCAGAUGGUGAACGUGAGCAUAGUUCUGACGAGUCCGAGUUUGAUAUACGAAAGACUCGCAGGCUCACUGCUGUUCAGAAAGGCAAGCACAAGGCUUCCACCUCUUCUCCAAUUCGUACCCCACUGUUCUCUAAGUCGAAGAAAGGUGUUCUGAAAGGGCCUAUGAAACCACGGCUCGGGAAGCGAACUCGUCCGAUCAUUUUGGACAGCGAGUCGGAGGGAAGCUCUGAUAGUGCUACAACUGACAACUCGGCCGUGAAGGCACUUUCGGUAGCGAAGUCCCCGUCCCCAUUCCCCACCGGCGUAACUUCACCCUCUCGGGUGACUACACCGCCGCGAGAUCCACCAUUGCACGUUGCAGGUUCUAAUAGCAAUCCGAUAGCUGGUUUUAGUACUGUGCCUGUCGCCAGUUCUAGCGCCACAGUUGGACCUAACCUCGACUGGCUGGACGAGCAACGGGAUAUGGAUCGUUUGCUAGCGCCAAGGCUAGGUAACGACUCGCCCGACGGGGGUGCUUUUCUGCAAUUCUCGGAUGAUAUUCCACAAGACGGGAAAGCUUGGUGGGAGGACGAGUUACCGGAUCUCUAG
This is a messenger RNA of Gloeophyllum trabeum ATCC 11539, 1503 nucleotides long. RefSeq lists its product as uncharacterized. The transcript is spliced from 7 exons. The record is from RefSeq and is a predicted model, not a curated record. Bases 1 to 1503 code for a protein of 500 amino acids. Lineage: Eukaryota; Fungi; Basidiomycota; Agaricomycetes; Gloeophyllales; Gloeophyllaceae.